Plasmodium cynomolgi strain B is the source of this 1614-nucleotide messenger RNA. RefSeq lists its product as hypothetical. Gene Ontology annotation, biological process: coenzyme A biosynthetic process. Bases 1 to 1614 code for a protein of 537 amino acids. The transcript has 3 exons. NCBI's taxonomy places the organism in Eukaryota, Apicomplexa, Aconoidasida, Haemosporida, Plasmodiidae. The record is from RefSeq and is a predicted model, not a curated record. Gene Ontology annotation, cellular component: nucleus; cytosol. Gene Ontology annotation, molecular function: pantothenate kinase activity; ATP binding.
AUGAGCGCGAUGUUGCUCAGCCCUGGGAGAGGAAACAACUCACGAGCGAACCAUACGGUGGAUGAAGGCAAAGCGUCACAAAUGCUACACCCCCCAAAAGGAUCGAAGCAUUAUAACUACGAGUUGGUGGAAAGCUUCUUCUUCAAAGAGAGCGAUCAGCUUAACACAUGCGCUCUGGAUAUUGGAGGGACUUUGAUAAAAGUGGCCUAUCUCAAUGACCACUACAUAAGUGAUGAAGGUCAACCUAUGAAGAAUACCCAAUUUUUAAGUAUCAAAAUUAAAGAAGGCCAAAAUUUGUACGUUCACUUUUUCAACAUAAAUGAACUUAAGGAGACGUUGCGUUUUUUAACUCAAAAUGGGUUGAUAAGACAAAAAAUUUUUUUAACUGGUGGGGGAGCUCACAAGUACUACUUUGGUAUAAUUGAUCAGAUCGUCAAGCAUGAGGUGAUUUAUCGGGGGGGUGUUUCCGAGGAGGAAUCCCCCCUGUGGGUUUCAAAGAGAUACUUCUGCGAGACUUCACGCACUCUUUCGGUGGAGCUGCAACUGAGGGGGAGUACUACCCUCCCAGAUGGUCAUAUCCACGAGGGAGUCCCCUUCGACAAAUCGCUGCUGGACUCCUUUCCGACCUGCGAAACGGUUCGUGUAUAUUUGGUGAACCCAAAAGCGGAGCAACAACAGAAAGAAGACACUCUCCCGACUGAAGCAAAUUCCGAACAGGUGGAUAAAGCAAUCGAUGAGAGAGAUAACUCUCCCGAAAAAAGGUUCCAUGGUGAACUGAUUCUACAGUGCAGUAGGAAGGACGAAAUGCAUUGUGUGAUGAAUGGACUGUACAAACUACUUAGUGUAAGAAAGAGUAUCGUAAGGUAUGAUUUAUUUUUAAAAACGGAAAUCCCUGUUAGAGUGAAACUACCCUAUGAGCCAUUCAUUAUUGCCAACAUAGGAUCAGGCAUUUCGAUUUUAUUAUCCAAUGGGCUCAAUAAGUAUAAGAGAAUCGGUGGGACAGCCAUCGGUGGGGGGACUCUCUUGGGACUGGCACAAAUGAUUUUACAGAAGGUAUCGUUUGAAGAGCUCAUCAGGUUGGCUGCUCCCUGGGAGGGGACAACCUCUCCAUGGUUACUACCUCCCCCCUUGAGACACUCCCCACCAUUCGACCUAACCCUGAGACAUAUGCGAAAAGACGCAGCUCGCAGUGGCGCCCCUUCCCAUGGAGAGGACGCCUUGGCAGCGAGUUUCGGAUUCUUGAGCAACAUUAUAAAAACGAAAAAUCUUGAAGACACGAAAUCACUUGGGCAGGCUGUAGCCAGGAGCCUCAUCACCAUGGUAUCGUACAAUAUAGGCUACUUGGUUCACCUCCUUGCACGGAUCCACGGGGUGCACAGAAUAUUUUUCUCGGGAAAAUACAUAAGUAACCACGAGUGUAUCAUGGAGUCUCUUACCCUGGGGGUGUACUACUACUAUAUGUAUUGCCAUACCAACGAGGGAGAAGCAAAUGCUAGUUUUAGCGGCAAGCCAGAGCGCAACUGCGGAGAAGCCGCUCGCAGGGACGCACCCCCCGAAGUUUUGUUCCUCAAGCACGACGGGUUUUUAGGCGCCAUCGGGUGUUUUUUCUCCUAG